Molecule: messenger RNA, 2256 nt
Organism: Mollisia scopiformis
Lineage: Eukaryota; Fungi; Ascomycota; Leotiomycetes; Helotiales; Mollisiaceae
Product: P-loop containing nucleoside triphosphate hydrolase protein
Exons: 3
Coding region: 1-2256 (751 amino acids)
Molecular function (GO): ATP binding; ATP hydrolysis activity
Source: RefSeq, a predicted model, not a curated record
AUGGAAUCCGAGAUCAAGUCCUUCCUGCCCACUAUUGAUCCUAUCAUCUCGGAAUACUCCGUUGGUUACCUCACACAUGCAUCCAAUGCUUUUGUGCCAGAUGCAGAAUCUACGGGACCAUCACCUCUAGAAGAGGCAGCUGUAUCCAUUACUUCUCUUCUUGUCUCUGCUUCAGGAGACCCAUCGCCGGAAAAUGAGGCCAAAAUCAGUCAGCUUGUGGACAAAUGGGUGAAAAAAUUCAAUGCUGCCGCAAAUGGGCAACGGAAGCAGAUGUCGUCUACGGCCAGAAGGCUAGACCAGGCAAUUCAAGUUGGAGCUCAACGUAAUAUGUCAUCUACUCUGGGAGUCUCUACUGGUGGCGUAGAUUUAGAGUCAGCGGGAACAAGGAAACUUGAGUCCAAAGUUGACCGCAAGAAACUCGAGAAAGCUGAGCGGAAAAUUGCUGCAAAGCAGAAUAAGAAGACUUUCAAGACGGUUGAGUACGAAGCUUCCAAGCUGAUCAAUCAAACCGAUGAUGCUCAAUCAUACGAAGAAUUUUUCAUGGCUGUCAAUCCUUUGCAACUGGGGGGCUCUCAGGGACAGAAGAGCAAGGAUAUCAAGUUGGACAGCAUCGAUGUCUCAAUUGGCGGUCUACGUAUCUUGACAGAUACCACUUUAACUUUAGCGUUUGGUCGAAGAUACGGUUUAGUUGGUCAGAACGGUAUCGGAAAGUCCACUCUUUUAAGAGCUCUGGCCCGCAGAGAACUGGCAAUUCCAACCCACAUUUCGAUUCUUCACGUUGAACAAGAGAUUACUGGAGACGAUACCCCUGCAUUACAGGCCGUUCUAGACGCAGAUGUGUGGAGAAAGCACUUGCUUGCAGAACAAGUGAAAAUCACAAAGCAGCUCGCAGAUAUUGAAGCAGAGCGAUCGAAUAUGGCCGAUACCUCCGUUGAUGCUGAAAAGCUAGACCGAGAUCGAGAGGGCUUAGAUCAAACUCUUGGAGAUAUCCAAGCCAAACUGGCAGAAAUGGAAUCAGACAAAGCAGAAUCUCGAGCUGCAUCGAUUCUUGCAGGUCUUGGAUUCUCAACGGAACGACAACAGUUUGCUACCAAGACGUUCUCUGGAGGUUGGCGUAUGCGUUUGGCUUUGGCACGAGCCCUUUUCUGCGAACCUGAUCUCUUACUUCUAGACGAACCGUCGAACAUGUUGGACGUCCCAUCUAUCACUUUCUUGGCCAACUAUUUGCAAGGUUAUCCGAGCACGGUUCUGGUAGUCAGUCACGACAGAGCAUUCUUGAAUGAAGUCGCAACAGAUAUCAUACAUCAACACUCCGAGCGUUUGGAUUACUACAAGGGAGCCAAUUUCGAGUCGUUCUAUGCCACCAAGGAAGAACGGCGAAAGACAGCUCAAAGAGAGUACGAGAACCAGAUGGUUCAACGUGCACAUCUUCAAGCCUUCAUCGACAAGUUCCGCUACAACGCUGCGAAAUCAUCAGAAGCUCAAUCUAGAAUCAAGAAGCUCGAGAAGAUGCCUGUCCUCGAGGCCCCUGAGAGUGUCUACACAGUUCACUUCAAGUUUCCUGAUGUAGAAAAGCUCUCACCUCCUAUUGUGCAGAUGACCAAUGUUUCCUUUGGAUAUACGAAAGAUAAGCCACUGCUACGACACGUUGACCUCGACGUACAACUUGAUUCCCGAAUCGGUAUCGUUGGUCCCAACGGUGCUGGCAAAACCACUGUACUCAAGCUUCUUAUUGGAAAGUUGUCACCAACGUCUGGUCUCAUUUCUCAAAACCCUCGAUUACGCAUUGGCUUCUUUGCACAACAUCAUGUCGAUGCUCUUGAUUUGAAUACUAGUGCAGUAGGCUUCAUGGCUAAGAAUUAUCCGGGUAAACAAGACGAAGAAUAUCGACGCCACCUUGGAGCUUUUGGUAUCACAGGCAUGACAGGUCUGCAGAAGAUGGAACUGCUUUCUGGAGGUCAAAAAUCUCGUGUUGCAUUCGCAUGCCUUUCCCUCACCAAUCCCCAUAUCUUAGUUCUCGACGAACCUUCCAAUCACUUGGAUAUCGAGGCUAUGGACGCCCUCAGUACGGCUCUUCAGCAGUUCCAAGGUGGUGUGUUGAUGGUUAGUCACGAUGUUACUAUGCUGCAGACGGUAUGCACGAGUCUGUGGGUAUGCGACAACGGGACGGUAGAGAAAUUCCCUGGUGAUGUUCAGGCAUAUAAGAAGAGGAUCACAGCUCAAGCGGAUGCCUCAGGUGUUGUGCAAGCUCAUUAG